CUUAUUAGGACCAGGUCUGGGUGGAGAGCACCUCUGUUUUCCACCAGUUGUCACGCCGGCCUCCUCCGGGAGGAGUUGCGAGUAGCCAUCAACUUCCGUCGAUGUCAAGUGGCAGAGACUCUAGCAGAUAAGAAUAGGUCUGUCUGUCAGCUGUUUGAAAAGGGAGUGAAGCGGAAGAUGAGAGGGAAGGGGGCAGCCGGCUUUGUGGAAACAGCGAAGCGGAAGUAUGUCCAGGAGAGGAUAACAAUAGUUGCCCAUGAAGUGGCAGUGAAAGUAAUUGACAAGAAAAGAGCCAAAAAGGACACCUAUGUCACCAAGAAUCUGCGACGGGAAGGGCAGAUCCAGCAAAUGAUCCGCCACCCGAAUAUUGCUCAGCUGCUGGAUAUAUUGGAAACUGAGAACAGCUACUACCUUGUCAUGGAGCUGUGCCCUGGUGGCAACUUGAUGCAUAAGAUCUAUGAGAAAAAAAGACUUGAGGAGCAUGAAGCGCGCAAAUAUAUCCGGCAGCUUAUCCUGGCAGUUGAACAUCUUCACCGGGCAGGAGUAGUUCACAG
This is a messenger RNA of Balearica regulorum gibbericeps (East African grey crowned-crane), 554 nucleotides long. The record is from RefSeq and is a predicted model, not a curated record. Lineage: Eukaryota; Metazoa; Chordata; Aves; Gruiformes; Gruidae.